This is a messenger RNA of Cydia strobilella, 1406 nucleotides long. RefSeq lists its product as uncharacterized. Lineage: Eukaryota; Metazoa; Arthropoda; Insecta; Lepidoptera; Tortricidae. The record is from RefSeq and is a predicted model, not a curated record. Bases 102 to 446 code for a protein of 114 amino acids. The transcript is spliced from 2 exons.
UCGGCGGAAGGUCAACGCAGGCUAUAUAAUAGUCGCAAUGCAGGCGCGGGCGCACUCAGUACGACGCGCGUUGUGACCGUGAUUUUUGUUUUCAAAACAUAAUGCGCUGCUUAAUUUUCCUUGCCAUCGUGGCCGCAGCUCACGCGCACCCUGCGCUGAUCUUUACCCAGGCGCUUCAGCCAAUUGGAGUUGAGUACGCUGAGAAUGCUGGUCCACUUGUCCGCCCGCAUCCCGCCGUCGAACAAAACGCCGCCCAGGACGGCCAGCUGCCGCGUGAACUUCUCAAGUCUCGAGACUUCUAUGACAAUCCAACGAUUGCUGAAGGUCUGGCGAGAGAGUCGUGGUUCACCAACAAGGAGAUGCAGGUCGUUGAGAGGGAGGCUGAAAAGAUCCCUAGGGAAAGGAUCUAUAAAAUUGUGAAGAGCGCUGGCUUCUUAGAUCAGUAAAAGUUAUUUAUGAUCGUAAUUACGUCGCUCGGAAUGUUUGCGAUGUUAAUUAUUUCCUUCACAAGGUCUGAACUAUUGAACCAGACUUUAACUCAAAUGUCAACUAUAGUCCUCCUCAUCGUUUUCGAUGACGGCGACCCUAAAUAAACAUUAUAGACGUUGUCUAGCGUGAGCCCUAAUGUGGCUGGCCAAGCCGAACUUUCUACUCUAUUGCACGCGUGACAAUAAAAUAAAUAAAUGUCGACUAAUGAGUUAUUGAAGGUAUCAAUAACAUGCCAUCAUCUUAAAAGUCUUUAUUACGUAGGUAAUUAUUUUAUUUGAAAUGUUUGCCAUUUAGAAUAAUGUUUAGUGUUUAUUGUUUUUUUGCAUAGCAUAUGGAAUUAAACAGUUUUAAGUCAUCAAGAGUCAAUAGAUUUAGUAAAGUUGUACUUUAUUGUGUGAAUGUCCUUUGUUUUUUGUAAAUAUCGUCACCGCCAAUAUUUAGUACUUAACUUAAUAAUGUUUACUAUAAUAAUGUUGUAUUUAAAUAUAAUUAAAAGAUAUAGAGUCAAUUUUGUACAAAUGUACACUCCUACCAGUACUUACGUAGUACCUACAGAAACUUGUUUACAUGCAGGCAUAUAAUUUAAAUGUUUAUGUAACUAAUUAUAAUUUAGGAGUGUGAAGGUAAACAUGCCCUUAUGUUAUUUGUUUGUAAGUUUCAUCGUUGUAUAUAUUUAAAUAUUUAAUGCGAUUUUAUUUAAGUAUAUUGAUUGAUUAUUAGGUACUAAGUAUAAUUCAGCUGCGUAUUAUGCAGGUAUUGUGUAGAAGGAUUUGAUUAUAUUUUUAUAUGACUUAGUUACAUCGAAAACAAGUGUUUUUCAUAUGCGACGAGAGUAGGUACUAUUCUGGUUGUUUUUGGGUCGUAUGAAGAGCGGCUAGUAUCAACCUGUAGCCCCAUAAAAAUACAAUUCUUCUUAU